Messenger RNA from Malus domestica (apple), 2548 nucleotides. RefSeq names its product pentatricopeptide repeat-containing protein At5g39350. Gene Ontology annotation, molecular function: RNA binding; protein binding. The record is from RefSeq and is a predicted model, not a curated record. Gene Ontology annotation, biological process: RNA modification. Lineage: Eukaryota; Viridiplantae; Streptophyta; Magnoliopsida; Rosales; Rosaceae. Gene Ontology annotation, cellular component: intracellular membrane-bounded organelle.
UGACGAACCAUGUUUGAAACAAAAGCGCCAAUUGACUUUGAUGAGCGCCCCAGCUCAAGCUUUUACCAAAGCCAAGCACGUCGUCAGUGCCGCCGCCGCUGCAGCCACUCGAUCCGUCGCCAAAACUAAGAAUUUUCAUGGCCACCUCAUCACAUCAGGCUCAGUCUCGCCGCAAGUCCGCUCAAAUCUUGCAAAGUCUUACGCUUUAUGCAGUCACGUCCCGUACGCGCGCAAACUGUUCGACGAAUUGCCUGACCGGAGCUCAUUUUUGUACACUUCGCUGAUGCGGAUGUAUGUAUGCAAUGGCUUACCCUAUGAGGCACUAGACGUGUUUGCGCAGAUGGUGGCCUUAGGGAAGUGUUGCCCAGAUAGGUUUACUUAUCCGGUUGUGAUUAAGGCUUGUGGUGAUUUGUCCUUGAUUGAUGUUGGUGUUGUCGUUCACGGAAGAACGGUAGUUUGUGGGUUCAAUUUAGAUGGGUUUGUUCAGAACUCUUUGGUGGCAAUGUAUAUGAGUUGUGGGGAGACGGAAUUGGCAAAAAGGGUUUUUGAUGCAAUGCGAGAACGAAGUGUGGUGUCUUGGAAUACCAUGAUCAGUGGGUCCUUUCGGAAUGGGUGUGCCAAGGAAGCUUUGGGUGUUUUUUAUUGGAUGAUGAAUGUAGGUGUGGAGCCGGAUUGCGCCACUGUGGUUUCUGUGUUGCCGGCUGUUGGUUCCUUGAAGGAGAUAGUGUUGGGAAGACAAGUUCAUGCCUUUGUAGAAGAGAAGGGUUUGGGGAAAAUGAUAAAGCUGAGAAAUGCAUUGGUGGAUAUGUAUGUGAAGUGUGGUAGCAUGAAUGAGGCACGAUUAGUUUUCGAUAGCAUGGGUGAGAGAGACGUCGUGACUUGGACGAGUAUGAUCAAUGGAUACAUUUUGAAUGGUGAUGCAAGAAGUGCAUUGGCACUUUGUUGGCUGAUGCAGCGGGAAGGUGUAAAACCCAAUUUCGUAACUAUAGCUUCUCUUCUUUCAGCCUGUGGGAGCUUGCAUCUAUCAAAGCAUGGACGGUGCUUGCACGCAUGGGCUAUUAGGCAAAAGCUUGAAUCUGAUGUUAUGGUGGAGACCGCUUUAAUUGACAUGUACUCAAAAUGCAAUUGUGUUCAUUGCAGCUUUCAAGUGUUUGCAAAGACUUCAAAAAAGAGAACAGUUCCCUGGAAUGCAAUUAUCUCCGGCUGCAUUCAUAAUCGGCUUGGUAGAGCAGCGAUCGAACAUUUCAAACAGAUGCUCAUGGAAGCAGUACAACCCAACGAAGCAACCUUGAACAGUCUGCUUCCUGCAUAUACCAUUCUCGUUGAUUUGCAUCAAGCAAUGAAUAUACAUGGUUAUGUAGUACGAUCUGGGUUUCUUUCAAGUAUUGAAGUUGCUACUGGUUUGAUUGAUUCAUAUUCGAAGUGUGGAAGUUUAGCGUAUGCUCACCAAAUUUUUAAUGAAAUCCCAGAAAAGGAGAGAGAUAUUAUCCUGUGGAGUGUGAUAAUAGCUGGUUAUGGAAUGCACGGCCAUGGCGAGGUUGCAGUUUCACUUUUCUAUCAUAUGGUUCGAUCUGGGGUGAGGCCAAAUGAUGUCACUUUUACCUCUGUUUUGCAUGCUUGCAGCCAUGCCGGUUUGGUGGACGAGGGCUUGGGGUUGUUCAGGUUCAUGCUUGAAGACCCAAAAGUGAGUCCUCAAACUGAUCACUACACGUGCAUUGUGGAUCUUCUUGGUCGCGCUGGUCGGUUGGCAGAAGCUUAUGAUCUGAUUAGAUCAAUGCCGUUUCAGCCUAACCAUGCCAUUUGGGGUGCACUACUCGGUGCCUGUGUGAUACAUGAGAACGUUGAGCUGGGAGAGUUGGCCGUUAAGUGGCUUAUUGAGCUCGAGCCAGAAAAUACAGGAAACUACGUGUUGAUGGCCAAAAUCUAUGCUGCAGUGGGAAGGUGGAAAGAUGCAGAAAAUGUGAGACAUAUGAUGAAUGAAAGCGGGUUACGAAAAACACCCGCUCACAGUCUGGUUGAGGUCAGAAAUAUGUGAAACGAAGCGUAGCUUGGUGGUUUGUUUUCUCUAAGAGGAUGAAAUCCAACUCUUCAACUAGAGCAUCUGUUCAAAACAGCAAUGGGUGAGGACCGAAUGAAAAGGGAGACGCUUUUACCGUCGUGGUGUUCGGGGCCCUAAUGAUCGAAUCGAGAUGGUGAGGACCUUGGUGGAAGGGUACAUUGUCCAUGGCGUUGAGCAUGAAUGUGUGCAGUUUGAAAAGAACGUGAUAGAAGUCCGACCGGUCGAGUUGGUUAAGUUUCGAAGGGAAAUACAUCUUGGAGGUCGGAGUCUCAGUCUGAAGAGGAACAAGGCUGAGUGCUCUUGUAUUAAUUACUUAGUUGGAUUGGGGAUAUAUGUAUGUAGGGCACUGCUAGGGAGAUUAUAAAUUUAAAUCGUAUUUUGUAAACCAUAUUAUGAUGUGUUGAUUAUUAUUAAAUGUUGAUUAACGUAUUUAUUUUCUGUUUGUGAUACAUUACAUGAUUUGUAAAUGUGGUCUAAAAAAUUAGUCUA